AUGAAAGACAACAAGACAAUGCGGCAGCGUGGGCGUGCACCUGCUCUAGCACGAGGUGGACUUGCGGUUGCGGCUUUUACGAGCAUCAUUUUGAUGUUCUGCUCGGAAAGCUGCCGCGCCGCUGGAUCUUCUUCCAGCAGUACUACCCCUUCGCGAGGACGAGGACUUCCUUCUUUUUUGCGCCCGGGAGGUAUGGCGUUCUCAAACGUUACAUCCUCAACUGUUACAUGAAUUUGUCAUGCAGAAAUACCAUAAGCAAGCACACGGCCAAGUGGCUGCGCAUGACAAAUUUUUCUCGAAGGCGGGCAGCAAAAAGCAUCUGAAUCUGUGCCAAAUCUGUGAUGCAAGAGUUGCAAGAUUUCACUUUCGCUGUUCUUGCAUCACAAAUUCAUGUAUAACAGUUGAGAGUGUAAGAACGUUUGAGAACCCCAUACCGGGGGGCCGCGACUUGGAGGUUGGUGAUCCGGCGGAUCAUGUUGAACAAGCGGGAGCACCAUCUUCUUCCGCAGAAAAACAUCAAGAAGACGCGAGGACUGCUCAGGUGGAUAAAAAACAACAUCAUGAUCGUCGUCGCUCCGUUUCGCCGAGCAAAAUGGAGUUGGCCAAGGAAAAGGUGUUCAAGUACUUCCACGACCAUCAGUUCCUCAACCGCGACGUUGGUCGCACAACUGGCAUGUACUACGACCAAAUCUACCGCUUCGUCUACCAUCGUGACCAGGUGGUGCUGCAACUGAUUGCUUCUCGCGAGCCGGAAACGUUCAAAGGGUACUCGUACAACGUGGAUACUGUCGAAUACACGGAUUUCGAUAUCGCAAUUAUGAGUGAUGAUCAAGUUCAUCAUGAUCUACUUCCUGGAUGGCUCCAUCUGACACCGGUCGUGGGACAGCACGAGGACCCGUCCUGGGAACAGCGGAACCACUACUAUGACUUGGAAGAUGUUAAAGCAAGUGCAGAAAAAGAAAAACCGCUCAUCAUCACUCUUAUCCACGGCCCCUCGACAACCGACGUUUUUCGACGCACCUACCCGUCGGCCGGCGAUACGAUUCGCACCCACCCGAAGGACGUAGAAUCGGGGCGCGGGAGGCCAGAGUGGGUUCGGUACGAGAAAAGAUACGGUGCGGAAACAAAACUCCGGGAUGAAGGGAAGUUGAAAUACCCAGAAUUGCGGCAAGAGGUUGCGCUCAAGAUUUACCCAGAUGGGAGGAUGGAAAAGAUGUCGGUUCAGAAGCUUUUGCGCGAAAAUGAGAUGAAGAUCAUGGCCAGCAAUGAUCAGGACAGUGGUCCACCAGCAGGAGAUGGUGUUGAGCAGGUGUUCGUCAUGGUGCCUACGGACAGUGCGAAAAAGGAAGCAAAAGAGUAUGGCGUUCUCAAUUGUUACAUUCUCAGCUGCCACAUGAUUUGUCAUGCAAAUUUGCCACCAAGAUCGCCACGAUCAAGCUGCUUCGCAUGACAAAUAUCCGAAGGGCUAAACAGCAUCUAAAUCUGUGCCAAAUCUGUAAUACAAAAGGCGCAAUCUUCCCCCUUUCACUUUCGCCGUUCUUGCAUUACAAAUUCGUGUAACAGUUGAGAAUGUAACAGUUGAGAACACCAUAAAGAGAUUAUGAAAAUUAUGGAGAUGGGACACAAGGAAAACAAGCCGCGCAGUCGGCAUGGUCCGUCACUGAUAUACCCUAUAUCAAAUGCAAAAAUGUCUGGGUCUGGAAGAUUGCGAGAUUUGUCAUGCUUGUCUGGCAUGACCAAAAAGUUUGUGAUGCAUGUCCAAGAAGAGACCCUUUUGCCUGUCAUGCAAAAACGCAGUUUCUGAUGCGAAAAACGCAACACAAAGAAGCGGAGAUAUUUGUCAUGCUUGGCUGUGCAUUACAGAGCAUUCACUAUUCCCAACACAGCAUUACAAGUUUCCAGACCCAGACAUUUUUGCACUUGAUACCCUAAGCCCUAAACCCACUUAGUGCACCAAGAAAGGCUUUGCUUUUCCUCUACCUACUUGCCCUUUGUUCCUUCCACAAGAGGAAGAGCAGAAACAGAUGCAAAUGCUGGCUGAUAAUUCAUACUAGUUACGAUGCGUAUAAAAAUCAUCGUCACCAUUAUAUUCUGUUACUGUUUGAUUUAGAUUUUGAUAAUGAGGAAACUGCUCCUCGGCCAGAUGCUUCUUUUUCGGGGGAAGUAGACGUGCAAAGAUUCAUCAGCUCCACGUGUUGUUCACUGCUAGCAGUGUACGUAAUCAAUUUUUCAGAAGAUACGAAUUCGACUAUGACGAGAAAAAGAAGACAACUGGUUCAUGAUUUGUGCUGUCGUGCACCACGGGACGACGACGACGACGACGCACGAUGUCCUCGCUGUUGAAGAUGAGGAGAUACAGACACUGAAAUUUUGAUAUGAUCG
Amoebophrya sp. A120 is the source of this 2382-nucleotide messenger RNA. Lineage: Eukaryota; Dinophyceae; Syndiniales; Amoebophryaceae. The record is from the annotation of a GenBank genome assembly.